CGUUACCAACAUUGAAGAUAAUAGUAUGCUGACAAACGCAGUAUACCAGUGAUUGCAGCAAAUCAUAUAGGAUCAUAUGAUUAUAACUUCCUGUCUGUACAAAAAUAUCGUUAGUAGUUGAACUUGGUUAAGAACAAAGAACACCUAGUGAAGAAUAAAAAUUAAGGAUGGCACUUCCGCCAAAUUAUGAAAUACCACCUCCCUAUUCUCCACAAGCUCCAGGUUUCUCACAAAGUGCCAGUACACUUGGACAAUUGCCUCCUGGUUAUCAGCCAUACCAAGGGCCAUCAGCUCCUUUACAAACAGGUUAUACCCCAACAUAUGGUGCCACAACAAUUACAGUUCAUCCACAAGAAAUCAUCAUAGUUGGUGCUUGUCCAGCAUGCAGGGUGGGAGUUCUGGAAGAUGAUUUUACUUGUCUUGGCAUAUUCUGUGCCAUUUUCUUUUUCCCUAUUGGAAUUCUCUGCUGCCUUGCACUGAAGAACAGGCGAUGUUCCAACUGUGGGGCAUACUUUGGUUAACAUUCAAGAUAAAAUGUGGCUGUACAAAAAUGUAUUGACAUUCAUACAUUGGUCAUAGGUGGAAGAUUUUAUAUUACUGUUGAAUGAUUAAUCAGGUCCAUCUGUGACUGAUUAAGGACAAUAGGAAGAAGCAAGGCAACUUGAAGGCAUUCUUUGAAUAUACAACAAACUGUUUGAUAUUUAAGGUAACUCUGUUAAUACUGUUAGACCUAUUGAUAAAUAAUGGUAGGAAUGUACUAUUCAUCCAUCCUCUGCUACUAAAAAUGUUUUCAUUUCUAAUUUUAUUUUAUACAAGUUGAACCCCCAUACCCAUUCAUUACUGACGCAUUCCAACAAAUAUAACUCAUGCGCAUAUCAUAUACUGAUCCCAACCUUUCCCACAGUUCUAAUAUAUUUUUGGUAAACAUGUGAAGCACCCUUCAUUUUCAUUUUUGGCCGCAAAUAAUUUGACAUAGUAUUAACACAUAAUUUUGUAUACUGCCAGAAAGAAUUAUUUCUAUAGGCCAGGAUCAGCAACAUGCAACAUGGACAUAUUUAUUUUAAUACUGUCAUAGGAAAUUCGUGAUGUUGGGGCUCCUUCAACAGUGAAGUGUUAUGGCCUCCCCUUCCCAUCUCCAAUGAUGAAAGGCAUUUCAUUUAGCAUAUAAAAUAUCUGUUAAGAACUGUGAUUGUAAUAACUUUUUGUGAUACUCCUAUAUAAUAAUGAUGAAAAUCUCAGCUCCUGUGACAUUAAAUGGAACAUAUAUUACUGUGUGUUCUUAUUGCAAUGUCAGAUUUUGUAAUUAUGUUAUUUACUCUUAGUCUGAGUUGUUCUGAUGCUGUGUAGAAGUUACUAAUGUUGCAGGAAAUGUAGCUUCAAUAUUUUUGUUUUGUUUGGCAGAAAAGGAAAUUGGUCUGAAUACAAAAGAAUAUAUUUAUAUGCUUUCAUGCAAGUUUAUUAAGAUUUGUUUUAAUUUUUAGAGGUAAUACCAUCUGUCCAUUUAAGUCUGUGCUAUAUAGCCUCUACAGUUGAAACAACAUCAUUAAAUAACUUAUGAGUUUAUUGAUCAUUACACUAGUUUUCUUUCAUAGAAGUUAUUUGUGAAACACUGUGAAAUGAUUCAGCUUAAUGAAUAUGGGACAGGUUAAGAGAGUAUCUAACAGGAGAAUAAGAAGAAAUAGAAAGAAUAUAAUUUUUUAUGGGGAUCACAGAGUUUAGAAACUGCUGCACACAUGAUAUGUUAAAACAAUGUAUUUUGUAUCUAAUAUUUACUUACUGAGUAGUGGUGAUCAGAAUCAUAUUUUACCCCUCUUUUUCUAAAUUUAACCCAUUUGUAUCUCAUGUUAUUGCAGUACUGCAUAUAGAACAGGUCUGCCCCAUGGAAAAGCAGCCUUAUCGAUGAACUAUCCUUUCACACCAAGUCUUCAGGAGGAAAUUAUGUUUAAAGUAGGGACUUUUCUGACCAGUACAGACAUGAAGAUGAGCUGUAACUUUGCUUUGUUGUCAUCAAUACCCCUCUAUCUUUCUCACUUGCACAAUUAUUCAUUUAGGAACUGAUAAUGAAUAUUACAGGUAGACGAGUUGAGCCAAAUGUAGAGUUCAUGUAUUCUUUCAAGAAAUUCAACAGUGACAGAGAAGUUAGUAAUAUAUUGAAAUGUAGACUGUGAUUUAAAUGUGUAAAGUGAAAUGUGGAUGAAUAAAUUUUAUCUAUGGAAUCCAAAUUCUAGCAACCAAGUUGUGAAAGUCUUGUGGUUCAUGGAUUACCUCUCCUGUAAGGAAACACUACUCUGAAACACAGUCUUGUUCAGAUCUUAACAGUCAACCAGUGCUUAUGAUAACUUUUCUCAUAGUCACUGCAUUUUAUUUGUCUUUAUAGAUCUUGUAAUUUCAUAUGACUUUGCUUUAUUCUGUAUAAAAAACAGUCAAUGUUGAAAAUGUUGUUAUUAUAUAGAUAAUAUUUUGAUUUGUUAUAAAUGUAUCUGUUUAUAUAGCACUUAUAUUAAAGAACUUAAUCUUAUA
This is a messenger RNA of Zootermopsis nevadensis, 2520 nucleotides long. Its product is annotated as membrane protein BRI3. NCBI's taxonomy places the organism in Eukaryota, Metazoa, Arthropoda, Insecta, Blattodea, Termopsidae. The record is from RefSeq and is a predicted model, not a curated record.